AUGGCUAGAGACAAAAUAUCCUCCCCCACAUAUACCUUUGGGAAGAUAAACCUGGAUGAUAUUUGUGGCAAUGGUUAUAUGGUGCAAAUUGUUUCAAGAAUUAGCAUGGGAAUACUUUUGGAUCAGAGUGUUAAGGAUGAUAAUUUCCUUAUACUUAUUGAGAUCGGGGUAGGGUUUGCUGCGUUUGGGGUCACCUUUAUCUUCCUAGGGGUAAUCCUCUUCUUUGAUAAAGGACUCUUAGCCAUUGGCAAUAUCCUGUUCUUGGCGGGCCUUGCAUUUGUAGUUGGCUUGGAACGCACAUUCCGCUUUUUCUUCCAACGCCACAAGGGAAAGGCUCUGGGGGAUUUUUUGGAGGAAAACCCAAUGUUUGCUGGGCUGGCCCUUAUUGGCAUGUGUGGAAAAUGUAGGUUUUGUAAUAUGUUAGGAAGUGUAUAUUCUGUUUUUGUAAUACCUUAUGGUCUGAUGCAUUUUCUCUUUAUGUGCAGCGGAUUCUUCCCAGUUGCAGUAAAUUUCUUGCGCCGUAUGCCAGUGAUCGGUCAGAUACUCAACCUUCCAUUCAUCAGUGGUUUUGUUGAUCGAAUAGGAGGGGACUCCAAGAUGAAUGUAUGACAAGGAGAAAAUGAAGAAUUGUAAGAAUCUUGAUAUUACAAAUCCAGUGACAGUGCAGUGUUCGAAGAGGAAAGAUAACCAAAAGUGUGCCAAGACCCAAAUGUGAGAAGAGUUUGAGAGAGAAUGUGUGUGAAUUAAGGGACUGUAUAAGGAACAUGUUUGACAUG
Messenger RNA from Penaeus monodon (black tiger shrimp), 776 nucleotides. RefSeq names its product vesicle transport protein GOT1B-like. The record is from RefSeq and is a predicted model, not a curated record. Gene Ontology annotation, biological process: endoplasmic reticulum to Golgi vesicle-mediated transport; retrograde transport, endosome to Golgi. NCBI's taxonomy places the organism in Eukaryota, Metazoa, Arthropoda, Malacostraca, Decapoda, Penaeidae. Gene Ontology annotation, cellular component: membrane; endoplasmic reticulum. Bases 1 to 609 code for a protein of 202 amino acids. The transcript is spliced from 7 exons.